CUCUACGUACAGUAACCCAAACUGUCUGAUCACAGAGACAGACCUGAAUUUCUACGGAAAUUUCGAACAAGAAUUUCGAAAAAGUUUCGUAGAAUCAUCCGAAACAAUGGAGAGUUACAAUGCGUGCAGCGUCAAAGCCGAUACAGGGAAGGCUCCAACUAGGUUACAACAGCGUGCCCCGGCGUCUCUUCACCUUGAUGAAAUUGCAAGCACUGCCUCGACCAACCCUUCAUCAAACGAUGACGCCACAAUGACAAUCCCAUUACUGUCUCCGGUACUCAUUCCAUCCCCGCAUCCAGUGGCAGUAGCGAUGGAAAAAGCCGGUGAUCAGAACGUGAGUAGUAUUGCACCGCCUUUUCCUGCUGCAGGGGGGUGGCAACACCCGGCUGUGGGUCCUUUUGUGGAUCCCUCAACGUUGUUUGCCAUGUUUCAAACCCAGUGCAUGAUCGCAAACCAAGCGCGGUACUGACAUUUAAAGAUUUCAACUUGAUGCCUUGAGUUUUCGGACGAAAAUUAAUGAUUAGGGCCUGUGUUUUGAUGAGGCUUUGCCUGCCUGCUGCAUUGUGUAGAACAGAGUACAAAUCAUUCUCAAAUAUUAACCUGCAUUUCUCCACGGUUUCUGAUUAUAUUUGACUUCAUGAUUCCGUA
Messenger RNA from Malus domestica (apple), 648 nucleotides. The record is from RefSeq and is a predicted model, not a curated record. Lineage: Eukaryota; Viridiplantae; Streptophyta; Magnoliopsida; Rosales; Rosaceae.